UCAAAAAACCCUGUCCCUCAUCGUUUGUCUCGCCCUUUUCAACUUCCUCAAUGUUCUUUUCAAAGACUCGGUCUUUGCCUCCAAAUCUAUGCCCUUUAAUUUCCAGUAUUUUUAUUGGUUUUUAUUUUUAAUAUUAAAAAACUCGGAUUUGCUGGGUUUUGUUUGCAAAUGUUGUUUCUUGUUCGGUAUUGCCUAUGCUGCUGUGGGGAUCUACGUUGUUGCUUUCUGUUUCCGACCAUUUUUUCAUAGCAAAAUCCGUGUGUGCACAAUUGAAACAAAUCACAUAGAAGUGAAUUUUUUUGCCCCAAGAUUGUGUGUGAAUCGAAUCACAGGGGUCCAAGAUUUGUGGAGAAGAUGUUGUGUGCUUGUUCAGGAGAGCAAUUCAAAUUCGAGGAGCCGCCGCAGUCCCCGGAGUCCCUUGCCACGAGGGACUUCUCGGCGAGUUGCCUUUCGUCUAGGACCGGCGACUGGGAGUCCAAAUUUGAAGACAUUCAAGUGGAUGAAGCUGAAUCCACUCUUAAAGAAGCUCUAUCUUUGAAUUAUGAGGAAGCUAGAGCUUUGUUGGGGAGGCUUGAAUUCCAAAGGGGGAAUUUUGAUGCUGCACUUCAGGUGUUUCAAGGUAUUGAAAUUAGAAAUUUAACCCCGCGGAUGGCCAAGGCUAUCGUGGAGAGAACUAGGCAAAGAAAGCCGCGCACGAAAGGAGAUACUGUGGUUCUUCCCAGUGUAAUGUCAAUGCACUCUGUGAGCCUACUUAUUGAAGCAAUAUUACUCAAGGCAAUAUCAUUGGGAGAACUUGGAAGAUAUAUAGAUGCUGCAAAGGAGUGCAAAGUUAUUCUUGAUACGGUUGAAUCAGCUUUACCUAAUGGAAUGCUUCAAGACAUUGGCGAGGACUGCAAAUUGCCAGACAUGUUUCACAAAGCGCUCGAGCUGCUCCCCAAUUUAUGGACAAAGGCAGGCUAUCUUGAUGAGGCUAUUACUGCAUAUCGCCGGGCUCUAAUCAAGCCAUGGAAUUUGGAUCCGGAGAGGUUAGCUGCUAUUCAGAAAAGCUUAGCUUGCACAUUACUCUACGGCGGUGUUGAAGCAAACCUUCCCCCUCAUUCACAAAUAUGGGGCAUAACUAUGCCUAAAAAUAAUACAGAAGAAGCAAUUCUGUUGUUGGUAAUUCUUAUGAAAAAGGUGGCUUUGCGAGAGAUAAAGUGGGAUCCAGAAAUCAUGGAUCAUCUGACUUAUGCUCUUUCUCUUACCGGAUUGUAUGAAUUAUUAGCAGAUCAUGUGGAGCAGGCUCUUCCGGGAUUAUAUAGACGAGCGGAGAGAUGGUACUUUCUUGCUCUUUGUUAUAGUGCCUGUGGAAAAAAUGAAGUAGCCUUGAACCUUUUGAAAAAGGUUGCAGGCUGUUUGGAAGCAAAGAACAAGCCUCACUUCCCUUCUUUUCUGUUGGGAGCAAAAUUGUGCUCACAAGAUCCAAUUCAUGCUCGCGAAGGGAUAGAAUUUUCGCAUAAAGCUAUUGACUUGGUGAAUCAUCAAUGCGAGCAUUUCAUGGGUCAAUGCCAUAAAUAUCUUGGUGUUUGCUAUGGCGGUGCAGCAAGAGCUUCUCUGUCGGAUUCUGAAAGAGUGUCUUUUCAAAGUGAAUCCUUGAACUCUCUAAACCUUGCUGCUCUUAACGGGAAGGAGGAUCCCGAGGUGGUGUUUAGUCUGGGCCUCGAAAAUGCAGUGCAAAGAAAUCUGGAUGCAGCUUUCAGUAACGCAAUGAAGUACUCAGAUAUGGUGGCUGGCAGCUCAGGACAAGGUUGGAAGCUAUUGGCGCUUAUAGUUUCCGCAGAGCAGCAGUUCAAGGAUGCUGAAACAAUAGUUGAUUUUGCUUUGGACGAAGCCGGAAGAGUGGAUCAGUUAGAACUGCUCAGACUGAAAGCUGUGCUUCAAGUUGCUCAGGAACAUCCUAAGCAAGCAAUAGAAACCUACAGAAUGUUGCUAACUGUUGUCCAAGCACAAAGGGAUCAAAAAGCGAAAAACUCCGAGCAAGAGAAACCCUUUGAUUCUGAGGCAUUUGUGGAAAGAAAUUUGGAAAAGGAAGCCUGGCGGGACUUGGCAACCGUUUAUACAAAACUUGGUUUGUGGACUGAUGCAGAAAUAUGCGCCAACAAAGCCAAGUUGAUUGAAUUCUAUUCACCCCAUAGUUGGCAUACGACAGGUAAGUUAUUUGAAGCUCAAUCGCAAUACAAGGAAGCCCUGAUUUCCUUCUCGGUCUCAUUGUCGAUAGAGCCAGAUUAUGUUCCAAGCAUCGUUUCGACUGCAGAAGUGUUGAUGAAACUCGGUAGCCAGUCACUCCCUAUAGCAAGAAGCUUUCUAAUGAACGCGCUGCGAUUAGAACCGACAAACCACGAGGCGUGGUUGAACCUCGGAUUGAUUUCAAAGAAGGAAGGAUUGUUACAAGAAGCAGCAGACUUUUUUCAAGCUGCGCACGAGCUUCAGCUUUCAGCUCCAGUUCGAAGCUUUCUGUAAUAGUUAGUGGAUUCCUAAUUAUUCGUAAGAUUAGAGGUGAUUACUUGUUCCACUGACCAUUGCUUGGUAUCAGAUUCUUAUGAUUGGAAUGUACAUAUCUAUUCACUA
Molecule: messenger RNA, 2607 nt
Organism: Malus domestica (apple)
Lineage: Eukaryota; Viridiplantae; Streptophyta; Magnoliopsida; Rosales; Rosaceae
Product: protein NPGR1
Molecular function (GO): protein binding
Source: RefSeq, a predicted model, not a curated record